Molecule: messenger RNA, 1203 nt
Organism: Helianthus annuus (common sunflower)
Lineage: Eukaryota; Viridiplantae; Streptophyta; Magnoliopsida; Asterales; Asteraceae
Exons: 3
Coding region: 1-1203 (400 amino acids)
Source: RefSeq, a predicted model, not a curated record
AUGAGUGUGAUUCGUCAAAUGCUUUCCAUUUCAUCAAUGUUUAAUGUGUUUCGCCAAGUUGUGAUUCGCCAAUAUCAUUCCAACCACAAUUUAAAUAAUGGAUUAAGUGCUCACCCUGGCGUUGAUCCAAAUGAGUUUAACCUUCAUGUUUCUGAGUUUUUAAAACUCUCCCAGCACUCUCUCCCAUCAUGGUUUUCUGAUCAUGGGGUUGAAUUGAAGAAUGAAGAAGAUGGAAGAGUUUUUCCAGUGCGUGAUAAUUCGUCUUCUGUAGUUGAUUGCCUUUUAAAUGAAGCAAGGCAGAGGGGAGUUAAACUGCAGACAGGAAAGUCUGUAACAUCAGCUUUUACUUCAGCUGGUGGCAAAUUUACGCUUAAAAUUGAGAAGCGCACGAUCGAUUAUGUGGAGUUUAUUGAAGCUGAUUAUUUGUUAAUCGCUAGUGGCAGCAAUCAGCAGGGUUAUAAUCUUGCCAAUCAGCUUGGCCAUUCAAUCAUUAAACCGGUACCAAGCUUAUUUACAUUCAAAAUCGAUGAUAAGCCGUUGACAGAGUUAUCUGGGAUUACAUUCCCGAAAGUCAAGGCGAGUUUAAAGCUCGAACCGUUGCAGACGAACAUUCCGGAGCUUACCCAGGUGGGGCCCAUGUUGGUCACGCAUUGGGGACUUAGUGGACCGGUUGUUCUUCGGUUAUCUGCUUGGGGUGCUCGUGAUCUCUUUAGUUCGGAAUAUAAAGGAACGCUUCUUGUUGACUUUUCUCCUGAUGUGCAUAGUGAAGAUUUGAAGUCUUUGUUAUCUCAACACAAAAAAAAAAAAAAAAUUCCGAAGCAAAAGGUAGUCGGUUCAUACCCUCCAGAACUCGGGCUUGUGAAGAGAUUUUGGAAAUAUUUGUUAAACCGUGAGGGGAUAGAUGAAGAUAUCUUGUGGGCUUCCAUUUCGAAUAACGCUUUGAUGUCGGUUGCUGCUUUACUAAAGCAGUGUUCCUUUAUAGUGAAAGGAAAGGGCCAAUUUAAGGAUGAAUUUGUCACAGCUGGAGGGGUCCCAUUGUCUGAGAUCUCACUGAAAACUAUGGAGAGCAGAAUUAAACCCCGUUUGUUCUUUGCUGGAGAGGUGCUGAAUGUUGAUGGAGUUACAGGAGGUUUCAAUUUCCAGUUUCUCUAUAUGGGUCUGCUGAUCAUCAGUCAAAAAGUAUACCUCUCAUUCUCUAUCUAA